UCACCGUUUGCCUCUAAAACUGUGAUUGACUCGCUCGUUGUUCACCGUUUUAGAGAAGAACGGUGAAUACAUCACUGUUUUUUUUUAAUGGUGAAAUAUUCACCGUCUUUGUCAAACGCGGUGAUAGUCUUCACUGCGUUUGUCAAAAACUGUGAAUGCCAAACAUGUGUACUUUGGGGAAAAAAAUUAUAACUUAUGUAUUUUGGGAAAUUUUUUUAAGAACAUGUGUACAGUGGGAUUAUUUCCAAGUUUCGCGUUGUGGGAGUUCAACUUCCACAACUUUGUUGAGGGUCGGCGUUUACUUCUGAUCUUGACUGGCCGGUUAUCCAAACCUGCUAAUACUGCUUCUAACAAGGAGAAAGAAGACUGGGCAGCAAGCAACGCCACGAUCAUCACGUGGCUGCUCGCUUAUGUCAACACCGCCACCGCCCUGGGUUUCCGUGUUUCUCCUUGGCUCAUGAGAUGUGGUCUCACACCCACUAACACUCAGGCCAACACUUCGCGAAAAUUCCAACUUGAAUACAAUCUCUCACGUUUUGAACAGGGUGAUCAUGAUGUCCGUAGCGGAGGUUUUGAAGGAUCAGUCACAUGCCUGCCUCCUUCAGUUUCUUAUGAAGCUUUGUAAAGAGUUUGAGCUGGUGCGUGCCUCUCUUAUUCAUGGCAACGUGACCUCCAUGGAUGAAGCCUUUGCAGAACUUGUUCGUGAGGUGACUCAGCUGAAGAGUCAGGCUCAGCUCGAUCAUCAUCGCAUUGAGAGUGCUUUCGUAGUCAGUCGUCCGGGUUUGCAUCGUUCCACCAAACCCCAUUUUACCCAAGGUAAUACGGGAACUCUUACAUGCCAUUUCUACCGAGAAAGUAAUUAGGUCACAUUAUCUUGGAUUGUAAGAUGCUUGCAAAAAAAGUCCCGCCCCCUCAUUCUGCUGGCAUUCUAGGACAUCGAAGUCAAGCUUUGCUGUUGCUCCUAAUAGUAAUUAUGUCUCUUCUCCGCCCAUGGGUCAAGAACUCAAUUCUGCUCUUAUUCGUCGGCUGGUUGCUGAAGCUCUUAAGGAGGCGCUUCCUAUAGCCUUAAACUCGGCUUGGUUCUUUGCAUAACUUGUCCCUUUCAUAUUUCUUUUAUCUCUUCUUGGCUGUUUCAGCCUCCUCAAACCCCUUUCUUCUUUGUAUCUUUAGCCUCCCUCUCUUUUUCGAUUCUUGAGGAGGAGGAACACCAACAUCUCCCCACACAGAAAUUGGCCAAUGAUCCCUACCAACAGUAGGCGAAAUGGAGUGACUAUAAAUAGCUGCAGUUGUU
Molecule: messenger RNA, 1291 nt
Organism: Linum trigynum
Lineage: Eukaryota; Viridiplantae; Streptophyta; Magnoliopsida; Malpighiales; Linaceae
Source: the annotation of a GenBank genome assembly